AUGGAACUAGAAUGUCUUGUUGAUAAUAUGGAAGAGGAGCCAGAGAGAAAGAAUUUACUGGUUUUACCUAGCUUUGAAAAAGAACCUAAUGCAAGUAGCUGUGAUGGAACUAAAUAUUUAAACACUUAUGUAGGAGAUAAGGAGAAAUUAAAUGAAUAUACGGUACUUUGUGUUCCUGACAAAACAGAUGUUGAGUCUCCUGAUAUCUAUGAAUCUGUUAAUAAUUUACAAUCAGUUUCGCCAAUGUUUAAAAAUGAACCAGUUUUAUUUAUGAAUAAAUCAAUCACACCUGGAUUGAAGUUAAUUCAAUUAGAAAUGGGUCCAUGCCAACCAGUUGCUACCGAUUUACCCAAUGGUAAAUUUCCUAAAGAUGAAUCAAAUCCACCACGUUCGUUUUCAACAUCAUAUUAUACAAAGUUGGUUAAUGGAAAGUCUGAACAUCGAUCGUGGAUUACAUACUCGUCUUCAAUGAAUAGAAUUUAUUGCUGGACAUGCAAACUGUUUGGUUCUAUUAGAGCUCAAAAAAACUCUUUUGUCACUACAGAUCACUUAGAAGCUGAAUUAAAUAAAAUAAUGUACAUAAAUAAUAAUCGUGUUGAUAUUCAGUUAAUGAAUUCUAAUAAUAAGCAUGUUGCAAUGAAUAGAGCAGUUGUGCAUGUAUUAAUGGAUAUAGUGUUAUGUUUAUCCAAACAUAAUGAUGCAUUCAGAGGCCAUACUGAGUGUUUAACUAAUGGUAAAAGUGAAAAAUUUCUAGAUUGGGUCAACGUUUUGGCCAAACAUCAUACAAUUUUAGCUACACACUUGGAAAAUAUUAAAUCAUCAACAAAAAAACAAAGAUUGACAUUUCUAUCUAAAUCAUCACAAAAUUCUAUGCUCAACUGUAUUGCUGAAUCGAUCCGUGAAACUAUUUUAAAGGAAGUGAAAGCGGCUGGAAUGUAUUCACUUAUACUGGACUCUACAACGGAUGUGUCAAAGCUCGACCAAUUUGCUUUUGUAUUGAGAUAUUGUACAAACGAUGGGCUUAUAAAAGAGUGA
This is a messenger RNA of Metopolophium dirhodum (rose-grain aphid), 1035 nucleotides long. RefSeq lists its product as uncharacterized. The transcript has 4 exons. The record is from RefSeq and is a predicted model, not a curated record. NCBI's taxonomy places the organism in Eukaryota, Metazoa, Arthropoda, Insecta, Hemiptera, Aphididae. The coding region runs from base 1 to 1035 and encodes 344 amino acids.